This is a messenger RNA of Durio zibethinus, 2473 nucleotides long. Its product is annotated as phosphoethanolamine N-methyltransferase 1-like. Lineage: Eukaryota; Viridiplantae; Streptophyta; Magnoliopsida; Malvales; Malvaceae. Gene Ontology annotation, biological process: phosphatidylcholine biosynthetic process. Gene Ontology annotation, molecular function: phosphoethanolamine N-methyltransferase activity. The record is from RefSeq and is a predicted model, not a curated record.
UCCCUGACUUUUAAAAGGUCGGGCGAAGUAAGAUCAAAAAUCCCACAACUGAAGCAAGAGAAGUAGCAUCGUAGUUCCGUUAUUUUGCAGUUUUCUAUGUGAUGUAGCAGAGAGGAAGAGCUAACAAUCGCAGAUCUAGGACAUUUCAAGAUCUCGUCUUGCCAUUGAGGGAUUUUAGCCUUUUUUCUCUCUUUCUCUUUAUACAUUUGAAGAAAAGCCCCUCAAAUCUCCCUCCCUGACUUUUAAAGUUCAGGUGAAGUGAGAUCUAAAAUCCCACAAUUAAAGGAAGGGAAGUAGCAUCGUAGUUCCGUUAUUUUGCGUUUUUGUAUGUGAUGCAGCAGAGAGGAAGAACUAACAAUCGCAGAUCUAGGACAUUUUCAAGAUCUCGUCUUGCCAUCGAGGGAUUUUAGCCCUUUUUCUCUCUUUCUCUUUAUACAUUUGAAGAAAAGCCCCUCAAAUCUCCCUCCCUGACUUUUAAAGGUCAGGUGAAGUGAGAUCUAAAAUCCCACAAUUAAAGGAAGGGAAGUACCAUCGUAGUUCCGUUAUUUUGCGUUUUUGUAUGUGAUGCAGCAGAGAGGAAGAACUAACAAUCGCAGAUCUAGGACAUUUUCAAGAUCUCGUCUUGCCAUUGAGGGAUUUUAGCCUUUUUUCUCUCUUUCUCUUUAUACAUUUGAAGAAAAGCCCCUCAAAUCUUCCUCUUCCAAAAGCUUGCUAGAGAUCUUCUGCAUUAACCAUGGCCGCAUACGGAGUUGUAGGAGAUGAACGAGAGGUUCAAAAGAACUAUUGGAUGGAGCACUCAGUUGAUUUAACAGUGGAGGCUAUGAUGCUUGACUCCAAAGCCGCUGAUCUUGACAAAGAAGAACGUCCCGAAGUGCUCUCCCUACUCCCACCAUAUGAAGGGAAAUCAAUUUUGGAGCUAGGAGCUGGCAUUGGUCGAUUUACUGGUGAAUUAGCUCAGAAGGCUGGUCAUGUUAUAGCUGUAGACUUCAUUGAGAGCGUUAUAAAGAAGAAUGAAAGCAUCAAUGGACAUUAUAAGAAUGUCAAAUUCCUCUGUGCUGACAUUACUUCCCCAGAUUUGAAAAUUUCAGAAGAAUCACUAGACUUGAUAUUCUCAAAUUGGCUGCUAAUGUAUCUCUCAGAUAAGGAGGUUGAGAAUUUGGCAGAAAGGAUGGUGAAAUGGUUGAAGGUUGGUGGACAUAUUUUCUUCAGGGAGUCUUGUUUUCAUCAAUCUGGUGACUGCAAGCGGAAGCACAACCCAACUCACUACCGUGAGCCCAGAUUUUACACAAAGGUCUUUAAAGAAUGCCAUGCAACUGGUGAUUCAGGAAAUUCAUUUGAACUUUCUCUAGUUGGCUGCAAGUGCAUCGGAGCUUAUGUUAGGAACAAAAAGAAUCAAAAUCAGAUUUGCUGGAUAUGGCAAAAAGUCAGUUCAGAUAAUGAUAGGAGAUUCCAGCGCUUCUUGGAUACUGUUCAGUACAAUUGUAAUAGCAUACUCCGUUAUGAGCGUGCCUUUGGACAAGGAUUUGUGAGCACAGGAGGAAUUGAAACAACGAAAGAAUUUGUGGAGAAGUUGGAUCUUAAGCCUGGCCAAAAGGUUCUAGAUGUUGGCUGUGGCAUCGGUGGAGGUGACUUUUAUAUGGCAGAGAAAUUUGAUGUCCAUGUUGUAGGCAUCGAUCUCUCCACAAAUAUGAUAUCUUUUGCUCUUGAACGAGCUAUUGGACUCCAUUGUUCAGUGGAAUUUGAAGUUGCUGAUUGCACUAAGAAGACUUAUCCGGACAACACUUUUGAUGUUAUUUACAGCCGUGACACCAUUCUACACAUUCAAGACAAACCUGCACUAUUUAGAUCAUUCUACAAAUGGUUGAAGCCAGGAGGCAAAGUUCUUAUAAGUGAUUACUGCAAAAGUGCCGGAACUCCGUCAUCAGAAUUUGCAGACUAUAUCAAGCAGAGAGGGUAUGAUCUGCAUGAUGUAAAAGCAUAUGGCCUGAUGCUUAAGGAUGCUGGUUUUGUUGAGGUUGCUGCAGAGGAUCAAACUGAUCAGUUCAUAGAAGUUCUGCAGUGUGAAUUAAGCGAAGUUGAAAAGGGCAAGGAUGCAUUCAUCUCUGAUUUUUCUCAAGAAGACUAUGAUGAUAUAGUUGGUGGAUGGAAGGCAAAGUUGAUAAGGAGCUCGUCUGGCGAGCAGAGAUGGGGCCUUUUCAUUGCCAAGAAAAACUGAUUCCAGCUUUCUCAUCUUAUGUUACUUACUGUUUCUCUAAUGAAAGUUUCCCUUCCAGUAAUAAUAAUAAGAGAAUGGGGUUAGCAAUAUGCACCUCAAAACUAUUUAAUGGCGCAAUCAUCUGAUGUUUGUAGUGACAUUAUGAACUAAAGAUCCUAUCUUUGUUAUAAUUACUCUUUUCUUUCCCUUGAAUAAGUAAUCCCCCUUCAGUAAGUUGGUAAGUAUUUGCAUUUGAAAUACAAAAACAUUUGAAUCGAA